GGCAGGAGGAGGCUGUGGCGGGCAGACGGGUUCCUUCGCCUUCCUCCUUGCCGCGGGGCGAUUGUUUCCGUCGGCUCAGAAGCGGGGAGGCUGCGCUGAGGAAAGGGGUAGCAAAGGCGGGCUUGCGCUGCAGCCGGGGAGACCCUCCAGCUUGCAGGCAAUGGUCCACCCUCGCUGCCUUGCUCGUCCCCUCUUUCCCUCCCCCGGCUUGGAAGCUUUUGUUCUCUCCAGUUCGGGACACAAGAGAGCUACCUGCUGCCGCCGCCGCUCCUGCCUCCCGACGUCAGGAAAGUUCGAGGAGAAAACCCGCCUUGGGUCCCGACCUCCUUUGGGCUGCGGCGCCUUCAGUUUGUUUCCUGCAGUCCAAGAUUCUUCCUCUCGUCCAGAUGAACAUCAAUCUAGCACCUGCACCCAGCACCAUCUGUAACCUGCCCUGCUGAUUUGUUUGUAUGCAUUUGGAAAGUCAACUUUAUCGUGUGGUUUCCUCAACUGAUGCUCUAAGAAUUAUGGACCAAAACACUGCAAUGAAGAGUACAAAUCAACCUUCCUUCUUCUGGAUAUGUCACUAUUUUGCCAAGGGCCCUAAAUCAUGACACCAUCUUGUUUAUUAAAAUGCCUUGAAGUCGUUUUCUCUCUCUGCUGAAGUGAUGGUUUUUCCCGCAACGCUGACACCAGCUCAUCCUGUGUCAUUAAACGCAACUUUUAUUGUCUAUGAACAUGCCCAUGCCAAUAUUACCACUCCGUUGAUCUUGGUCCAUAAGGGCACAGCUCAGCUACUGAAAUACCAUUUGGGUGCCAUGGUUACUACUGAGAUAGCUCCUUUGACAAUCAAUAGUACACCUGCUCUCCUGUUACAAAGCUUCACAAGCUUGAGUCUACCACUCCAGAUCGUCCUUUCUGCUGCCAUGAUAUUUAUUUUCCUUAUUUCUUUUGUUGGUAACCUGGUCGUCUGCCUUAUGGUUUAUCAGAAGACUGCAAUGCGAUCCGCCAUUAACAUUCUUCUAGCUAGUUUGGCUUUUGCAGACAUGCUGCUUGCUGUGCUGAACAUGCCUUUUGCUCUGAUAACCAUCAUUACUACCCAGUGGAUUUUCGGGGAUGUCUUCUGCAGAGUCUCUGCCAUGUUCUUCUGGCUGUUUGUCAUUGAAGGAGUUGCCAUAUUACUCAUCAUCAGCAUUGACAGAUUCCUUAUAAUAGUUCAAAGGCAGGACAAGCUGAAUCCUUACCGAGCGAAAGUCCUCAUCGCUGCUUCAUGGCUGGUGGCCUUUGUUGUGGCUUUUCCACUCUCUGUGGGGAACCCCAGCCUACAGAUACCUUCCAAAGCACCUCAGUGUGUAUUUGGCUACACAACAAACCCAGGUUACCGUGCCUAUGUAGUAGUGGUGGUUUUGGUCUCCUUUUUCAUUCCAUUCCUCGUAAUGUUAUAUUCUUUUAUGGGCAUCCUCAACACUGUACGGCACAAUGCGGUUCGUAUCCAUAGCCACCCAGACAGCAUAUGCCUCAGUCAAGCUAGCAAACUUGGUCUCAUGAGCCUCCAGAGACCCUUUCAAAUGAAUAUUGAUAUGAGCUUUAAAACUCGUGCCUUCACCACCAUAUUGAUUUUGUUCAUUGUCUUCAUCAUUUGCUGGGCCCCCUUCACCACCUACAGCCUUAUUGCCACAUUUAACAGCCACUUUUAUCACAAGCACAACUUUUUUGAGAUAAGCACCUGGCUCCUUUGGCUCUGCUACCUCAAGUCUGCUGUGAACCCACUCAUCUACUACUGGAGAAUCAAGAAAUUUCACGAUGCGUGUUUAGACUUAGUGCCCAAGUACUUCAAGUUUUUGCCACAGCUACCUGGUCAAGCUAGAAGACGUAUCCGACCUAGUGCUGUUUAUGUAUGCGGGGAGCACCGGUCAGUAGUGUAAGCCUCACAGCAAAUGGACAUUUUCUCUUUUUCUGAUAUAGGCCUGUUUUAGUGGAUUUUCUUUCUUUUUAAUGGCUUCUUUAGCUGUCAGAUUUAUAAUUUUUAGAAUUCACAUUCACCGUUUAAGGAGGGGAUAUUUGUUGAGCUUUUCUACCAGAAUAUACCCAUACUAUGUUCUUGACCACCUACUAAAGAAGUUCUAUAUACAUGGGGGAGGAAUUGUGUGUAUAGGGCAGAGCUUUCUGCUGCAAUGGCUUUUGCUGCAGAAAGAGACCAAUUGAAACACCAUUUUUCUCUUCCGCAGACAGAGCUGCAAAAAUGUAAGUAUGUAAAUAUGUAAGCUGCAAAAAUGUAAGAAUCCCUGUACCAUUUGCACAGUUAUUCCCCCCCAUGUAUAUAUGUAGCUCUUUAUGGAUUGUAUGCUAUUGCCUCCCUGGUUCUGUGGUAGAAAGGAAAAGUCAUUUUGGAUGUAUGCCAGGUGAUCUUAAGCACUGCUAAUUAUUUCAUUUCAUUGUAGAUGUUAAUGCUGCUAUUUUAUGGUACAUUUAGAUGAAUACGUAAUAGGCUUUUUUUUUUUUUUUCAAAUAAUGUUGCUGCAUAGAUGAGCCAAAAUGUUUGCAUUUAAUUAAUUAUUUGCAAGAAUUGCAGUGACAUUAAAGGAGGGAAAAAUCACAUUCAUGCACUUUAAAUAGAACUGGAUGGAGCGGAGUAAGUCGGGAUGAAGAAAGGUUCAGUGACCUUUUACGUUUUUGUUUUUUUCUGCAAGGUUUUUAAUUCUUCCACCAGUUUUGCAGUGUUUCAGAAUGAUGCUAUAACAUACUUUGUUCUCGAACUAUUUUAUAGUCCUUUUUGAGUUUACUUGAAUGUCAGAAGUAUGUAGUGCAAAUUCAUUUAGAUGAAGACACUUAAAAAAUUAUUACAAUUCAGAGGAAGUGCUUUAAAUCCUUCUAAAGCCAAAAGGAAUUAAACCAAAUUCCAGUUAUUUAAAAACACAUGAGAUUUGUCUUUAAUUAUUAUUUCAAUGAGAGGUACAUGCUUAUUCAAAUUCAAUGUCAUGACUUUAGCCCCAACAAAAGAAUAACUGAUAGCAUUUAAAAAGCAUAUAGUCAUUAAUUGUAUGUAAACAUACCAUGGAAAUAUGGAUUCCCUUUGAAUAUCAAACUCUUACUGCGAACUGUGUUGUAUCAAUAUUUAAUUAGAAGAGAAACUUGAAACAUAGUUAAUGUUCAAAUAUUUUUUUAAUUUAAAAAUUGGAGUCGUACAUAGUGUGCAAUUCUUUUGACGGAGAAGUAUUUUUAAAGAUUUUUUUUUAACUAAACUGGGAAAAUAAAAAUUUCCACAUUUUCUCUCCAAAUGCUUACAAAUUGAUGUUAUCUUGCUUGAAAUAUGAAAAUGAUUUAUGUUUACUUUUACUUUUUUCCUGUCAAGACAAACUAUAUUAUGAGGUUGCAUGACCAGCUAUGUUUCUCUUGCAAUAUCCUGAAAUUUUUACAAAAAGCUGAAAAAAAGAGUAAACAUUUUUCUCAGGAGUAUUUAUCUUAAUCUUUUAAAUACAUUUGACCAAUGUACAUAUAUUAAAACUUGUGUCAGUUCUGCUAUAUGUGCACUUUUCUAAAAACACCUUGUCAUUCUUUACAUAACCAAAAUAACUACUUACACAGGAAUAAUUUCUUAAUUUAAAUCCUGCUUUUAAAAAGUUGCAUUAGGGCAAAAAAAAGUCAUGGUCAGAAGUAGAUUUAUUAAUUCGGAACUGUUGGUUCAUGUGACCAAACUUUAUAGCACACUAAAUUUAUUUCAUGUCUAAAAGACAACCUCGUUUCUUAUCCAGCUUGAUGAAUUACCAUUGCUGUCAGCAACCAGAAACAUUGUUUUGUCUUCCCAAAGAAAGCAUUUAUUGAAUAUUUUAAACACAUGACAAAAUUCCCAGGGUGGGAGGAAUAGGGAUGGGAACACACUAUGGGCCUUACUCUUCAUAUUUGUACUAUUUCCUCUCCUCUCAUUCCCCUAAUCUGACUUCUGAAUUGUACCUAUACAUUAUACAUAGAGAAUUUUGAUAUCCUUUAUGCAUAAACUUCCUGGCUUAUAAUUCCAGAUUCAUUGUGUGGGCGUUAGUUGGUAGGACAAAACAGGUCAGAUGGCAUGGUGCGGUUAGCUUUACAACUGAACCCUCUUCAUGUAAAUAAAGAAUGCAAGGGAAAUAGUUGCAAGAUGAGAUAAUGCACUGAUAGACAUCAUCAGGAACAACUUCAGAUAUAAUAUUUAGAACUGUGGGCAUUCUUGCAUUUUUGAAAAUUAAAACUUUGGAAGAGGCAAAAAUAACUUAGCUAUAUUUCAACUGUAUAGAAAUUGGGAUAUGUUUUCUAUAGAGCUGGAAUAAUCAGGACUUUCAUCUGUUUGGCUAUGGUAUCAUGUCAGUUGUCCACCCCUUUCAUUAUAGGGUUUAUUUUAGAAGUGCUACUUUUAGCAGUAGAUCAAUAACAUUUUCAUACCCAGAGAUGUUUGGAACAGCUUAUUCCUUAAGCAAUGGAAAGAUUCUUGACUUUAAAUGGCAACCUACGGUAUGCUCUACUAUAAAUGAGUACUACUUUUACCUUAUAGCAAAAUGAAAAACAUUGGUUAUAAUAGUUAACCAAAUUGUUGCUUUGCUUACUACAAUUCAAUAGUAAUUGAUCACAUUGAUCCAAAGCAGUCUGGAUGACAAACAUUGACACUAUUCCUGAAAAUACACGAUAUCCCCUUGGACUUUAAACAGUGUGUAGACCUAAAAGGACAAUGUUGACUUGAAAAUAAAUCCCACUGCAGUGUGUCUCAUUCCCAGGUAAGUGUGCCCAUGGUGCAGCUCUAUGAAUAGUAAACCAGUUCUGGAUUCUCGAUCAAAUCAGAAUUGUGUUGCUCACAUCUCUGGAUUUAGAUCUAAUGCAAAUAUGCUUACUGAGAAAAUUAAGCUUUCAUUUUGAAUAGCUUGAAAACGAGGAAAUGUUUGCUCCUAAUUAACAUAUCAAAAUCAGAAGAGCCGAGGCAAAAUUUCCAAAUUUCUCACAAUACCUCAUAAUCUGUUUCCUCUGUUGCUUCUAGUCUUUGUUUUUCCCAUUUUGUCAUUGGAAUGGCCAGGUAUAAAGGAUUCCAGAACUGUUGUCAAGAAACAUUUAACAGAAAGAAGUGUAAUCAUGUAUAAUGUUUACAUUUUAAACCAUUUCAUCUAUUAUCGCCAUUGGCUCUUUUAAUAUACUGUUGUUUUAGAACAGUGCCUUUUCAUUUUGAUAUUGAUUUUUAUAUCCUCUUAAACUUGAAAAUCCUUCAGUUCAGCUGGUAAUCAGCCUCUUCAUGUGUCCAUAUGUUCUACCGAGAUUACACCCAUGCUUAAAGAAAAAACAUAUAGGAAGCUUUCAGAAGGCAACAAUACCUUAAAAUAUAUCUCAAACGAUUUUAUUAAAGCAUUCUAGGUAAAAAAAUAUUUGUUUUUGUUCCUCCUUUUAAAAUACAUAUUUUUGCUCAAACUUGGAAAUGAAAGGCAGGGUGCUGAAGUAAGUAAGAUAUAUUUUUAAAUACAUAUAUAUUUGUAUUUAAGCAGAUUUGUCAAGCAGUCACAUUUGAUAUAAAAAUCUGUUGCUAAAAAGUUUCAUGAGAUGUUUUAUACUCUGAAGGGAUGUCUUAUUUUAUGGAAGCAUUUAUGUUUGUAUACUGAAUAACAGUAGUGUCCUCCCUCUCCCUUCUCAGUGUGGUAUUUUUAUAAAAUUGUUUUUAAUGAGCUUUAUAUAAGUUGCUGUCAGUUUAGUUCUCUUUCUCUCAUGCCUUGCAACAUUAUCCUUGUAAACAAAUGUAUUCAUUUAUUUUUGCCAUAUAAAAACAAACCACCACAACAUACUGUGGUUGCAAAAGAAAAAGUAAUGACUUCCUUAACUCUUAUUUCUUUCUAGAGUUAUUAUUAGCUAUUGAUGAAAUGUUUCUUUUGUUGAAAUCAGACCUCAGUUUUUAAAUUUUAAAGUUAAACUUGAUCUAUAUGUGAUGUAUAUAUAUUUCCAUGAAAAUAAUUACAGUAAAUAAUUAUUAAGACAAACUUUCUGUAACUGUUUAUAGGGAAAUGGCUAUUAUUAAGUAGCUAGAUUUAUUCAUUAAAAUGUUCUAAAAAUUAGUUUUGGUGUAUUGGAAGAAAAAUCAGAAGCACCAUUUUAAAGUCUCUUCAUAUUAUGAAAACGAAUUCUCAGAUUUGAGAGGUUUUUUUUGUAGACCUUCGAAAUAGCAAUUAAAAGCUUCAGAUAAGAUCACGUUAUAUCAGACGGGUGGAAGAAUGUGAGAGUGCAUAAAAUAAUUUCUGAUCAAGGCAGCAAGAUAUUUGAAAGAACUGAUUCAUUCCAGUUUUCAUUUCUAAUGUGAAUUUCUGUGCAAAUAAUUAAUGAAAUGUCUUGUUUACACUAGACUGACAAUGUGGAGUUGUCCAUGUUGUUCAGUUGGGCACUUUUGUCUAAAAGGGGCAUACAACUUUUUCUUGACUGAGGGCCUUAUGUGGUCUUUAAGUGAUGUGAUAUACAAACAGGCUACAUUCCAAGAAGCGGUGGGAGAGGC
Pseudonaja textilis is the source of this 6466-nucleotide messenger RNA. It is a transcript of the gene GPR63, whose product is annotated as G protein-coupled receptor 63. The record is from RefSeq and is a predicted model, not a curated record. Gene Ontology annotation, cellular component: membrane. Lineage: Eukaryota; Metazoa; Chordata; Lepidosauria; Squamata; Elapidae. Gene Ontology annotation, biological process: G protein-coupled receptor signaling pathway. Gene Ontology annotation, molecular function: G protein-coupled receptor activity.